CAUACGGACAGGUAGGGCACACGGGUCUGGGAGUGUGUGAGCACGUACACGUCACACACACCCAGAAGCAUCCGCACACAAGAUACACACUCACCGUGAGUGACCCGUUGCCAUUGGCCAGGCCCACCAACCCUCUGCCUGUCCAAGCUGAAGAACAGGACCAUUUGGGAAAGGAGGAGAAAGAGCAGGAAGAUGGUAACGCUGAGGUUGAUGUGGGGACUCCUGGUCCUGUGUGUGGUGGCAGCCUCUCCCCGCAGAUACGUCCGACAAGCAGAACCAGAUAACUACGACGACAACAAUGUGGAUUUAGACCUGAAUGUGGAUAACGAUGAUGUCUAUGACUAUUACGAUGGAAUUGAUGAACCACAGAUAGAGAUUGGCACCUUGAGUCCUGAUGAGGACAUUGAUCCUUCACAUCAUGCCUCAUUGGAGGAAGAAGAAGAGGAGGAGGAGCAUGUGGAACAUGAAGAACGGAGGACAGUUGAGGGGAGAGAAAACAAGGAAGUGCCCAUAAAGCCUCAGUUUAUUCCAUCAGGCUCUGGGGAGUCUGGGACUCUGAUGGGCCCUAGUGCACAAGGAGAGGAGGAGCUUCGUCUGACGCCCAUUGACAAUCUUCAGAUUUCUGGGGACAUUUCGGGUUCUGGUGACUUGGGUUCUGGUGACUUGGGUUCUGGUGACUUGGGCUCUGGAGACUUACUUGAUGACAAAGCGUCCGGUUCUGGAGAGCUUUUGGGCUCUGGAGGUUCUGGGGGCUCUGGCGACAUAUCAGGUUCUGUGGACUCAGAGGACCCUGGUUCUGAAGUCUCUGGGCUUUUUGGUUCAGGCAUAAUAUUGAUCUCAGGUGGAGAGGAGGAGCUCCACUUGACGCUUGAAACCAUUCCACACGAGGCCUCUGGGGAUUUUGGAGAGUCUGGAAUCUCUUGGGUGUCUGGAGCUUCUGGGUUACCUGAGGUGUCAGGAGAGCCUUCUGCCUCUGGGGUUCUUGAUGUUUUUGAAGAGCCUUCUGGGGUACAUGAGGUAUCAGGAGAUCCUGGGGCCUCUGGAGUACCUGAGCUGUCAGGAGAAUCUGGGGCCUCUGGAGUACCUGAGCUGUCAGGAGAAUCUGGGGCCUCUGGAGUACCUGAGCUGUCAGGAGAAUCUGGGGCCUCUGGAGUACCUGAGGUGUCAGGAGAAUCUGGGUUUUCUGGAGAACCUGGGGUCUCUGGGGUAUCUGAGGUGUCCGGAAUAUCUGGGGUUCCAGAGAUUUCAGGAGAAUCUGGGCACUCUGGUAUACCAGAGGUUUCUGGGGGGUCCGGGACCUCUGGGUUGCCUGAGGUGUCUGGAGAGCCAUUAUUCUCUGGGGUGACUGAGGAGCCUGGAGAAAUUGAGCCUGUGGUCCCUGAAGAGUCUAAAAGGCCUGAGGCCUCUUGGGAGUCAGGAGAGUCUGGAAGCACAGAAGAGUCUGGGGUGACUGAAGCCCCAGUCGUCACCACUGAAAUAUUAAUACCUGACUUAGAUGAAGAGGAGGAGAUAUUCCUAACUACCCCGGCCACUCCCUUGGAGGGGACUGGGGGUGAUAUAGGGUCAGGGAUACCUGAUAUAACAGGUAUGGGUACCUGUAUGCUCUGCACCUGCUUGGUCGGAUCUGUGUACUGUGAUGACCUGAAGCUGGACCGUGUUCCUCCCCUCUCCAAAGAAACCACUCAUUUCUAUGCCCGCUACAACAAAAUUGCUAGGAUCGGCAAGUCUGACUUCGCCAACCUGAAUAAAUUAAAGAGGAUCGAUCUGACUAGCAAUGGCAUUUCUAGGAUUGAUGAUGAUGCUUUCUUUGGCCUUCCUGCUCUGGAGGAGUUGGUAUUACGAGAGAAUAGUAUUAGGCAACUUCCUGCUCUGCCACCCUCUAUGACCCUUAUUGAUGCCUCUCUCAACCAGCUGGGCAGUACUGGCAUUCAGAGAGAAGCUUUCAAGGACAUGCCAGGCCUACUCUACCUUUACCUGACAGAAAACAACAUAGACCACAUCCCGGUUCCUUUGCCUGACAGUCUGCGCUCUCUGCACCUACAGAAUAACAAUAUUCAAAUGCUGCAUGAGGACACCUUCUGCAAUCCACAUGACUUGAAUUACAUCCGCAAUGCUCUUGAGGACGUUCGCCUGGACGGUAAUCCCAUCAACCUCAGUAGAACCCCACAGGCCUACAUAUGUUUGCCACGUAUCCCCGUUGGUGCCCUUGUUUAAGCAGAGAAAACGCACACUCAAAUGCACGCGUACAAAACUCACACGUAUGCACAUGCAUCAAAACUCCUCUGUGCGUACCUCUCUCUUUUUUUUUUUUUUUUUUUACUUUGGGCUCAAGCAAACACUUGGAUAUGAAUGGCUGUCUUUAAAGAAGGUUGGCAUAAAUACAUAAACUCACACUCUCACAGGAGUUCUGGUGGACACUUCCAACUCUACGCUGCUU
Messenger RNA from Puntigrus tetrazona (Sumatra barb), 2437 nucleotides. It is a transcript of the gene epyc, whose product is annotated as epiphycan. Lineage: Eukaryota; Metazoa; Chordata; Actinopteri; Cypriniformes; Cyprinidae. The record is from RefSeq and is a predicted model, not a curated record. Gene Ontology annotation, molecular function: protein binding. The transcript has 10 exons. Bases 193 to 2214 code for a protein of 673 amino acids.